CCCUCCACUCACCGCCGGGCUGCGCGGGUUGCGUGCUCCGCUGUCGGGACCGCGCCCGUGCCCGCGCCGAUAGUCUCGCCCAGGUGAGGUGCGGCUGUGGAGAGUUAAGCAUCAGGAUCGGGAAGCAGCAGCGUUGGUGCUGCUGGUGUGUGUGUGUGUGGGGGGGGGGAGUGGAAACGCACAAGGAAAAUAAUCCAAUAACCCGGACAGAAACUCUGCUAAUACAAUUGACCUGAAAGAAACAUUUUACUGCUGGAUCUAAAGGAACCCUGUGGGGGGGGGGGGAGAAAAGUCUGUGGAGGAGGAGAAGCAGGAGUCGCAGUCCGGAAUAAAGAAAGUCUUUUCUCUCUCUCUCUCUGCCGGUCCGGAGAGACACGGGGAACCAUGGCGGAGCAGGAAAGCCUGGAGUUCGGGAAGGCAGACUUUGUCCUCCUGGAUACAGUCAACAUGUCAGAAUUCAUGGCUAACCUCAAACUGAGGUUUGAGAAGGGCAAAAUUUACUCGUACAUCGGUGAAGUUGUGGUUUCUGUUAACCCUUACCGUCCUAUGAAUAUCUAUGGAAAGGAUACCAUUGAGCAAUACAAAGGACGUGAGCUGUACGAGAGACCGCCUCACCUAUUCGCUAUUGCAGAUGCAACAUACAAAGCUAUGAAGCGGAGGUCAAAGGACACCUGUAUUGUCAUAUCAGGGGAGAGUGGUGCUGGUAAAACAGAGGCUAGUAAAUACAUCAUGCAGUUCAUUGCAGCUAUUACAAAUCCCAGCCAACGUCUGGAAGUGGAAAGGGUAAAGAACAUGUUGUUAAAGUCCAAUUGUGUGUUGGAAGCCUUUGGAAAUGCCAAAACGAACCGUAAUGACAAUUCCAGUCGAUUUGGAAAGUACAUGGAUAUUAACUUUGACUUUAAAGGUGACCCUAUAGGGGGCCACAUCAGUAACUACCUAUUGGAAAAAUCUCGGGUUAUUGUACAGCAGCGAGGAGAACGAAACUUCCACUCCUUUUACCAGUUACUCCUGGGUGGUCCUGAGAAAUUACUACGGACCUUGCACAUUCAAAAAGACUCAACAGCUUACAACUUCAUCAAAGUCGGAGGAGUAGUAAAGUCUGCGAUAAACGAUGCGGCUGAUUUUAAAGCUGUCGCAGAUGCCAUGAAAGUGAUUGGUUUCACUGCUGAAGAGAUUCAGACGGCCUAUAAAAUUCUUGCCACUAUUCUCCACCUGGGAAAUUUGAAGUUUGCAAUGGAUGGUGACUCUGUUCUCAUUGAAAACAGUAAGUUGGUGUCCGUAGUUGCAGAGCUGCUCUCUACAAAGAGUGACAUUGUGGAGAAGGCCUUAUUGUAUCGGACUGUAGCCACAGGCCGGGAUGUGAUCGACAAACAGCACACAGAAGAGGAGGCCAGCUAUGGACGGGAUGCGUUUGCCAAGGCAAUAUACGAUCGCCUUUUCUGUUGGAUUGUCAACCGAAUCAAUGAUAUUAUUGAAGUUAAGAAUUAUGAUGCCAAAAUCCAUGGGAAAAACACGGUUAUUGGUGUCCUGGAUAUCUAUGGCUUUGAGAUCUUUGACAACAACAGCUUGGAACAGUUUUGUAUUAACUACUGCAAUGAGAAACUGCAGCAGCUCUUCAUCCAGCUUGUCCUGAAGCAGGAACAGGAGGAGUACCAACGUGAAGGUAUCCCCUGGAGACAUAUCGACUACUUUAACAAUCAGAUCAUUGUGGAUUUGGUGGAACAGCAACACAAGGGUAUCAUUUCAAUUCUUGAUGAUGCCUGUGUAAAUGUGGGGAAGGUCACUGAUAAGAUGUUCCUGGAUGCUCUGAAUACCAAACUGCAAAAACAUGCCCAUUACUCCAGCCGGAAGCUUUGUGCAACCGAUAAGACCCUGGAUUUUGAUCGAGAUUUUCGGAUUAAGCACUAUGCUGGCCAUGUUGUUUAUUCCGUUAUUGGCUUCAUUGACAAAAACAAGGACACCCUGUUCCAGGACUUCAAACGGCUAAUGUAUAACAGCUCAAAUUCUGUGCUGAAGAAUAUGUGGCCGGAGGGAAAGCUCAGCAUCACAGAAGUGACUAAACGUCCAUUAACUGCUGCCACCUUGUUCAAAUCUUCCAUGAUUGCAUUGGUUGAAAACUUGGCAUCGAAAGAGCCGUACUAUGUCCGUUGUAUCAAGCCCAAUGAUCAGAAAUCUCCGCUGCUGUUUGAUGAUCAGCGCUGCCAACACCAGGUUGAAUAUUUAGGUUUAAUGGAAAACGUACGUGUUCGAAGGGCAGGAUUCGCUUACCGACAGUCUUAUGAUAGAUUUCUUCAAAGAUAUAAGAUGAUUUCAGAGUUCACAUGGCCGAACCAUGACAUGCGAUCCGACCAAGAGGCCGUGAAGAAGUUGGUAGAGUGCUGCGGGUUUCAGCACGAUGUAGCUUACGGGAAAACCAAACUCUUCAUUCGGACCCCAAGAACGUUGUUCACUCUGGAGGAUCGGCGAACGCAGAUGAUUGAAAGGAUCGUACUCUUCCUACAGAAGGUCUGGAGAGGUACCAUAGCUCGGCUUCGCUACAGACGUACCAGAGCUGUCUACAUUAUCAUAAACCACUACAGAAAGUGCAAAGUGAAGUCUUAUAUCCGGGAGGUAGGGAGGCGCUUCCAGAAUGUUGGUAGCAUGAAGGAUUAUGGGAAACACGUGAAAUGGCCGACUCCACCCAAGGUCCUGCGUAAAUUUGAGGACACGUUGCAGUCUGUUUUUCAAAGAUGGAGAGCUUAUCAAUUGAUUAAGAGUAUCCCGCCUGCUGACUUGCCACAGGUCAGAGCAAAAGUUGCAGCUGUGGAGAAUCUCAAGGGUCAAAGGGGCGACCUGGGCCUACAGAGAAGCUGGGAGGGCAAUUACCUGGCAACAAAACGGGAUAACCCACAGCUGACACCUGCCUUCUCUGCAAGAGCCAGUGAGCUGAAGCGAAAAGACAAAUACAUGAACACGCUCUUUUCCAGUCAUGUACGGAAGAUAAACCGAUUUAAUAAAUCUGAGGACCGUGCAAUUUUCAUCACUGACCGUCACCUAUACAAAUUGGAUCCGCUGAAGCAGUAUCAAGUGAUGAAGACUAUUCCUUUGUAUAACGUUACUGGAGUGAGCGUAUCAACAGGAAAGGAUCAGCUUGUUGUGUUCCACACCAAGGAUAAUAAAGACCUCAUUGUGUGCCUUGAUAAAAUGCAGCCAGCCAAUGAGAACCGCAUCGGCGAGCUUGUGGGUGUUGUGGCCAAUCACUUCAGAAGCGAGAAGAGGCACUUGCAAGUGAAGGCAUGUGACCCCAUUCAAUGCUCCAUGCAUGGAAAGAAGUGUACCAUCAUCGUGGAGACCAAGAUCAACCAGUCACAGCCUGACUUCACCAAGACACGCUCAGGAUUUGUCCUUUCCUGGCCGGGAAACUAGCAAAAGCCUCGGCCUUUUCUAAUUUUAUUUGGUCCAAUGUCAGCUUGCCAUUCAAAGUCAAUUCAUUCAUAGGCUGGCAACAUUAAUGAUGGGGGAAAAAGUCCAGGACUGGUUCAUGCUAAACAUUAUAAACGUUCAUAGUUCAGAAGUAAUGCUCUCCAAUAGUCACACCUCUUCUGUCUGACCUGCAUUAAGCUCUUUACCGUAUUUAAUAUUCUUUGUGACACCCUUUGUCAUCUACCCAUUAACAUUGGCUUUGUCAUCUACCCAUUAACAUUGGCUUUGUCUCUUUUUCCCUCUUAUACGUGGUUCCUGGAUCUCCUUAAAUAUGACGAUCAGGCACAGCAGGCUCUAGUCUGUAGUUUUUCAGGGUUAUGGACUUUUGCACUCACUAUUUAUUGCUUUAUUUAAACAAAGUAACCCCUAUUUUAAUAAUAGAGAGAUAUGGAGCAAGAUUCCACAGUAUGAAAAUGAUAAAUGAGCUUACAGAUUUAGAAUCUAUUUCUCAUAAUUAGAGUGCCAGAAUUUGUGGUAAUAGUCUGGCUUCAAGUGGCUGUUUAGUAAUGCACCAGUUAGGUUUGAAUUUCUGCUAACCUUACUGUAUUUUAGAUAUUUUGUUAGACUGAGAUUGUUGUCUGAAGAUAGGGUGAAAUUGUUCAUUCCAUGGUUCUCAUGCUGUAUUAGAUAUGCGACUGGAUUUUCCCCAAGUCAGGAUGAUUCAGGAACACUAAAAAUGACAGCCAGGACCUGUUACCAGGAUUCCCGACCGGGUUCCUGGGGCUUCCCAUCUCCGGGUGCGUCUUUUAAGGGUGUGGGCUGGUCCAGGUCGCUAGACCGAAUUCUGCACACAUGACUUGGCCAGCUCCAUUGCUGUCAUAGGCAUGUCUUAGUCCUCUACAACUUUCAUGGAGUCAGGCCAGCUUUUCCAAGGUUCGUGGUUCACUGCAGCUCAGAUUUUUGGGAACUAUAGUCUGCAUGCGGGGGCCUUUUGAAAGGUAUGUUCAAUUCCUCUUUGUGUCCCCCAUGCCAAAGUAUGCCCAAACAACUCCUAUGGCCCAUCAAGCCCCACAUGCCAAGAUUUGACCCCCGAAUCACCACAAUGGUGCCUCAUGCUAAGCUAUGGCCCCCAAACAAACCCAGUGGCCCCUCAUGCACCCAAGCCAAGCUAUGGCACUUCCAUACUCGUUCACCCAAUAUAUACUGCAUAGAUUGAGGCUUGGCUACGAGCCCAGAAAUCUAUUAGCCUGUUGAUACACCUCAGCCCCAGAGAAAACAUUGCUUAAUUGGCAGCUCUGGAGCUCUGAUUUAUGCUGCCAAGUUCACAAUGUUUAUUUACACAAGAUAAAGAGGCUUCAAAUGCUUGCAGUUUCAGCUGUUGGUACUUUAAAGGGGCCGAAUGAUUGACACUUUAUUGAGCUGUAGUACAAAGGAGUUUUUCAAGAAAGUGGAAAGUUAUCAAUGAAUGUCUUUUUAAAAUCUUUUUUUAUACAUCCUACUGUCUCUACAAGAUUCAUUGGUUCCUGUACAGUGGGUGAAUGCGCAUGGAAGUGCCAUAGGGGUUGUUUGGGGGACAUGGCUUGGCAUGGGGAAUGAGUGGCCAUAGGAGGUUAGCGGGCAUUUGCUUGGCAUGA
Messenger RNA from Carcharodon carcharias (great white shark), 5036 nucleotides. It is a transcript of the gene myo1d, whose product is annotated as myosin 1D. Gene Ontology annotation, molecular function: actin filament binding; ATP binding; microfilament motor activity. NCBI's taxonomy places the organism in Eukaryota, Metazoa, Chordata, Chondrichthyes, Lamniformes, Lamnidae. Gene Ontology annotation, biological process: actin filament organization; vesicle transport along actin filament. Gene Ontology annotation, cellular component: vesicle; plasma membrane; myosin complex. Bases 385 to 3405 code for a protein of 1006 amino acids. The transcript has 22 exons. The record is from RefSeq and is a predicted model, not a curated record.